Cotesia glomerata is the source of this 882-nucleotide messenger RNA. RefSeq lists its product as uncharacterized. The coding region runs from base 1 to 882 and encodes 293 amino acids. The transcript has 3 exons. The record is from RefSeq and is a predicted model, not a curated record. Lineage: Eukaryota; Metazoa; Arthropoda; Insecta; Hymenoptera; Braconidae.
AUGCGAUUCGACUGUAUAACUCAUAUAAAUGCAGAUAAUAUAAAAGCUGUAAGUAUUAAACUCUUCCCGGCUCGGAGUAUAGAUUCAUUAAAUACAAACAAAUCGAGGGAUAGAAUUUAUCUAAUGAACACAGUUGCAGGAGCAGCAGCACUAUAUGGAGUGGAAGUUUGGGGUUGGGGGGAAGCAAAAGAGAUCGAGAAGAUACAGGGAAUAUUUUGUAAAAUGGCACUAGGGGUCAAUAGGAAUACCCCAGGAUAUAUUUGGAGAGCGGAAACAGGAGUGCAGAACAUAAAGGUAACGAUGAGGAAGAGAGCUGCUAGAUAUGUGAAGGAUGUGCUGGCGAUGGAGGACGACAGGUGGCCAAAAAUAGCACUACGGGAAGAAAUGAGAGGAAUAAUAAACAGAAAUCCAAAAAAGGAAGAGGAUAAAAAAGCUAUUGAGAGGUCAACUUAUAAUAAAAUAUAUAAAAGAAUAAUGAUCGAAGAGGAUGAAUACAAUUAUUGGAAGGAAGACAAGAAAAGAGGUGAAGACAAAGAACAAUGGGCAAGAAUAAGAUGCGGAAACAUUGGAAGAGCUUAUAAGAAAGGAUAUACAGAGUUCGAGUGUAGAUUAUGUAAAGAAAGUCUGGAAACACUAGCACACCUAACAAAGUGCAAAGAGGUAAAGAAAGGAGUGAAUGAGGAAGAAAGAAAGUAUUUGGAAAAGUGGGAUAAAUUGGUAGAUGAAGAAGAGAUUGAAAGGAAAAUAUGUUCAAUUCUAAAAGGUGAAAUAGAUACGAACCUAUGUGAAAUAUUUAGGAAAAUAGAAAAAUUAAUAAAAAGAAAGACAGAAGCCGAUAAAGGUGGAGAUGAGAGUGCGGAGGAGGAACAGAGAACAGAGUGA